GCACAGUGGGGGCCAGUCUGGCAUCUGGCACUGAGGGGGCCACACUGCCUGCACACCUUCCGGCCUCACUGGAUAACGUGCCGCACAACAGGAGAGUCACGGUGCUCGCGGCUCCUGGGUGUGUAUCAUGUUACAAGCGUUCUUGGUGCUUCGUGUUCUCUGUCGCUGAACCAUGACGAGCCUUGAGAAAUAUGUCAUUCAGUAGUGACGGUCGACACUGUGACCCCACACGUGUCUGCCCCUCGACACUGUGACCCCACACGUGUCUGCCUCUCGACAUAGAUCAUUCCAAUAGUCAGCAUUUCGACAACGCUGCGGAGGGCGAGUGAGAUUACAUACGUCCAUAAGAGCCAACGUCGACAGUACCGACGCAGAGUCGACAGCAUCGCCGCAGAGUCGAUAGCUCUGCCGCAGGAUCGACAGCAUCGCCGCAGGGUCGACAGCAUCGCCGCAGGGUCGACAGCUCUGCCGCAGCGUCGACAGCAUCGCUGCAAAAUCAACAAUAUCGCCGCAGUGCCGACAACACCGCCGCAGGGUCGACAACACCGCCAAAGGAUCGACAACACCGCCAAAGGGUCGACAACACCGCCAAAGGGUCGACAACACCGCCAAAGGGUCGACAACGCCGCCAAAGGGUCGACAACGCCGCCAAAGGGUCGACAACACCGACAGAGGGUCGACAACAUCAACAGAGGGUCGACAACACCGCCAGAGGGUCGACAACACCGCCAGAGUGUCGACAACACCGCCAGAGUGUCGACAACACCGCCAGAGUGUCGACAACACCGCCAAAGUCUCGACAACACCGCCAAAGUGUCGACAACACCGCCAAAGUAUCGACAACACCGCCAAAGUAUCGACAACACCGCCAAAGGAUCGACAACACCGCCAAAGGAUCGACAACACGGCCAAAGGAUCGACAACACCGCCAAAGGGUCGACAACACCGCCAAAGUGUCGACAACACCGCCAAAGUGUCGACAACACCGCCAAAGUGUCGACAACACUGCCAAAGUAUCGACAACACCACCAAAAGGUCGACAACACCGCCAAAGGGUCGACAACACCAACAGUGUCGACAACACCGCCAAACGGUCGACAACACCGCCAAACGGUCGACAACACCAACAAAGUGUCGACAACACCGACAAAGUGUCGACAACACCGCCAAAGGGUCGACAACACCCUACUAGUGUUAUCUUGUAACUAACAAACCGGAAGAGGACAAAAAUACAACGAUACCAAUAGUAAAGAAACUCGAACCAAAAUACAGUAGUUGUACUGACCAAAAUUAAUUAUUACGCGAAUUAUUUAAAUUAUAUUCAUAAAAUUUAAGUUUUUCGUAGGGAAAAACAUAUUUAGCGUCCGACAAAUAAAUAAUUAAUGGAAAGCAGUUAAUAGUAUGCGAGUUCAAGAAAGUUAAAUAAUGAUGUGACAGACUGGGUUGUAUUAUAAUGCAAACAUAUACUCAGUUUGGGACAACAUAAUUACUGCCACCGUCUGUAGUUACUGCACUAUCUACUGCGAUGGAACUCCAUCUGAAGCAAAGAUACUCGUAUGACUUUAUUAAGAACAUAUAAGCCAGAUAAUUUAACAUAAUCUUGGCUGAUCGAGCGAUGGAAUGCCAGUAUAGGAAUGGUGGUGGAGGAGGCCCCGGAGAGGCAGAACCCAAGAGUCGGCGCCCGACCGUGAGUCACGCUCACCCCCCUUCCCCGUGACUCUCACUCGCCACAGUUUAUAGGUGGCUCAAGAUGGGCAAAUGCAGCUGGACGGGGUUCGAGCGAGCGGUGAAGCUAGUGAUCACCUUCGUGUUCAGCCACGUGGGCCUCUGUGCCUUCGUUGCCGGAUACUCGGUGGCGGGAGCCUUCCUCUUCAGGGAGCUGGAACAGAAGCACGUCGAGAAGCACUAUGAGCCGGCCCCCCACCGCGCGGCUUGUCUUCGUGACCUCUACUACAUCACCGGGAGAGCGGGAGAGGAGCUCAACUCGCCCGACUGGCGUGAGAUCUUCAACUCAUCACGGUGGCAGGAGGAGGUUGAGAAGCGUCUGGAGGAAUUCGAAGAACGACUAGUGAGAGCUGCGAGCAAUCAACUGUAUGACCAGGGACCUGACAAGCAGCGAGAGAAAUGGAACGUCAUUGGCUCCCUCUUCUACUGCGUAACUGUCAUCACUACCAUAGGUUACGGUCAUGUGUCUCCGAGAACGUGGGAGGGCAAGAUGGUGACCAUCGUGUAUGCCAUCAUUGGCAUCCCACUCAUGCUGCUCUGUCUCUCUAACAUCGGUGACUCCAUGGCCACCUCCUUUAGGUUCAUGUACCGACGUGUCUGCUGCGUCUGCUGCAGGAGCCGGGAGGACGGGGGCGGCCCAGGCACCACACCCACCUUACAGGAAGCCAGGGGGUCGCCAGAGUCUGCAAGUCCACGGCCCUACACGCCACCACCAAGAUACAAACCUAGCCGGCGCAACAUGCUCAUCUCUCCGCCAAUCUCUGCCACCAUACAUCGAGGCUCAGAUAACUCCUUUGAGACUCCAUCUCUGAUAGAGCCCUCCAACUCAUCAAAACCUUCUACUCCACGGUAUCCCCGCCCCUCUCAAACACAAAUGACUCUUCCCGAUGCAGAGGCCAACCGCAUUGUGGCAGAGUGUGCAGCUUAUACCAACACCAGUGUACCCGGCCUGGUCGUCACUUCCCUCGAGACGUCCCACAAGGAUCGCCACGACUAUGACACGUUGCCACUUCAAACUCAGUUAUCGUUACCCAUGUCGGCCAGCCACACACCAGAACCAUCAGCGCCAUCUUCCCCCAUGAGUCGAGACGCACCUACAGAAUGGAUAGUACGAAAUGGAUCACAUGGCGGUCCUCACAUAGUGAUUGAGGUCGAGAGUGAGCAGCCGCCUUCCAAUUAUUCAAGACCAGUCUCUCCUACACUUACCGCAUCAACACAUCACGCCUCCAGUCUCUCUCUGACUGCCAGCAGUAUAAGCCGUCCAUGGCCCAGACAAGAUUAUAGCCCAUCUAUUGGAGGUCUGAUGCCUUAUGGAAGCGAGGCAGAUGACUCGCAGUGUGUCCGUAUUAGAGAGAAACCACCUUAUUCCCCAGGAAAAACCUUAGUAGUGUAUAACACAUUAUCAGGAGAUGCCUUACUUGAACAGAGUAAAGUUGCACGCAAGACGGCACUUAUGAAUAAAGGAGGAUUUGGUCAAUUGCGCGGUGAUGCAACAACGGUUUUUACUGACCCAAUCUCCGGGCAAUCAGUAAACGGAGACAUGCUCGGACUCAGCUAUAGACCAAUCCCUCCAGACACGUCAGACGUUGAUAAUCGUGUACCCAUUCCUAUUGUGUUGACUUUUGUUGCCUCUUACAUAGGAAUUGGGGCUCUGUUGUUUGGGUGGCUAGAAGACUGGUCCCUGCUUGAUGCUGGAUACUUCUGUUUCAUCACUCUUUCCACCAUAGGUUUCGGUGACUUUGUACCUGGCAAGUCAUUAGGUUAUGAAACACAAGAAGCUCAAAUAAAACUAGUAACUGGAUCUCUUUAUCUCAUGUUUGGUCUAGCUGUUCUUGCAAUGUCCUUUAAUCUAGUUCAAGAGGAGGUUAUCAUAAAGUGUAAAGCAUUUGCACUCUGGAUAGGACUUAUGAAAGAGUAAUUAUGUAACUAGGCAUGUAAUGUAAAUACAUUAUGUAAUGUAAGUAUAAUGUAAUCGUAUCAUCCUCUGCAAAUGACACUAGGAUUUUAUGAGUAGACAAAAUAAAGAAAAUAGAAACCUCAAAUAUGAUGUAAAUCAGGUCUUUCAAUGAGGAACAUAAAAUAAUAUGGUGUUUAAUGAAGAUAAGUUCCAGUUCCUGCACAAUGGAAAAAACGAAAAUAUAAAAAUAGAAACUACAUAUAAAAUGCAGUCAAAUCAUAUUGUAGAACGAAAAAGCAAUGUUAAGGAUCUGGGAGUAAUGUCAUUAGACCUCACCUUCAAAGAACACAAUAAAGUAGCAGUCACAACUGCAUGAAAAAAUACAGGGUCGAUAACAAGAACCUUUCAAACAAAGGAUGUCAUACCAAUGAUGCACACCAUUUUCUCUGUCAUACCAAUAAUUAUUCUUUUUAAGAUACUAGUGCUCUAUAGAGUGGAGUAUUGUUGCAUAUUAACAGCCCUUUUCAAGGCUGAAGAAAUUGCUGACCUGGAGAGCAUGCAAAAAUCCUUUACUGCUACAAUCCACUCAAUAAAACAUUAAAAUAUUGAGAACCAUUAAAAUGUUUAAACCUGUAUUCCCUAGGGUGUAGGCGGGAGAGAUACAUAAUAAUUUACACUUCAAAAAUAUUAGAGGGACUGGUUUCAACUCUGCACAUAGAAGUAACAUCACACGAGACCAGGAAGCAUGGUCGGAUGUGCACAAUACCCCAAUUGAAAAGCGGGAGUACAAUAGGUACUGAGAGAGAACUAUCAACAUAAGGGGCCCAAGACAAUUUAGCAUGCUUCUGCUACAUACACGGUAUAACUAGCCGACCUCUCACGGUGUUCAAGAGAACUCGAUAAAUCCUUCCAAAGGAUACCUGAUAAACCAGGCUGUGAUUCAUACAUCAGGCUACAAGCAGCUGCAUCCAACAGACUGGCUGACCAGACAACAAACCAGGAGGCCUGGUCAGGAACCUUGACCCCUGGAAUCACUGCAAGGUGGUAGCAAUUAAGGGGCCAGGAGCACAAUUUAUCAAUCUUCCUCAAGUAAUUAUCAAAAGAAGGCACCAAACCGGGAACCUUCCUCACACACACGCAAAUUUGUUGUGCAUAAUCUAUAUGGUAAAUGCUCCAACUUUUCCUAAUGGAUCAAUAUAGUAAUAUGUACAGGAAAAAGAAAUAUAAAAAAAAAAAAAGUUGAAAAAUUCACCAAUUUUAAAAUGUCACCAAUUUUUAUUUUAUUCAAUAUGGGCUCAGAAUGGCAUAUUACAUUAUUUUCAUUUCUUUAAAAUAAUGUUUUAGAGAUAACUGACGUUGAAGUUAGCAACAAAUAAUACAGUAGUUUAAUUUAUCAAUUUACUUGUGCGUUUUAAUAAACAUUGCUUGGAAUUCGUACUCGAAUAUGUGAAAUUUGUAGGUCAGUGUGUUGAAAUGAAACUUCAUUCAAACUUUACAUACAUAGUGAUGGGUAUGCAUUCUCCAAGAUGUAGACGCUGCAACAAAACUAAAUUAUGAACAAAGGAGAAAAAAAAUCCAAAAACAACAAAUUUGCAACAAAAAUAGAAAUUGGUGAAACUAACACAUAUUGGCAUGGGCAAUGUAUUUAUAUGAUACAUAACAAAAUACAGCAUAGUAACAUACUUACUCAUUAUUAUUCGUGUUAUGUAUUACACAGUAAUGCAAGAAAAGCACCAGCUGCAUAUCCACUUUGUGGACCCUCCUUACUACUAUUCUUCUUUGUGCGUCGGACAGGUGCUUGCAUCUCUAUCACUGCAUUAUCCCUCAGUUCCAGUUAAUAAGAACUGUUCUCCUUAUAAGCAUGCUUUUUUUCUUAAUAUUCAUAUAAAAUCCAUUUCUUAACAUAUAGGGGAAAACUUUCAUGAUGCUGAUGCCAAAUAACAUGAGAUUUAACAGUUUUCAUAUUUUCCAUAUUUGGACAAAUAUUUUUGUGCACCCGGCCCCUUAAAGGUAAGGUAAUCAGGCCUUCACCAAAGAUUCUUGUUUUUAAAAAUUUACAAGCAUUUUCAAAAUUUAACUAUAAAGUGAUUUUUUUGGAUUAUUGUACAUAAAUUUCAUUAUAGAUUUCUGUAAUAUUUGUUUCCGUACGAAAUAAAAUGUACAAGAAAUCAAAUACAGUAUAGUUUAUGCAGCUACGAAGUGCUCAAAUAAACACGGAACACAUUAACUCUCAGUUACUGCUCAAAAGCUAAAAUUCAAUCCUUGAAUAUUAGAAAAUCAUAUAAAAAUAAUAUAUAAAAUAUCGUGCAACACAUUCUCAAUUAAAGACAAAGUCUAUGGCUGUGAUAAUUUAAUUCUCGGCAUAAUUAGUGUGUUUUCAGCUGCAGUAUUUUACAAUUUAUGAACUGAUCAAACAUAGUUCAAUCAAUGCAUACUAACUCACAGGUAAAGCAUUUUAAUUAUAGAGAUUUAAAAAAUCUUGUAAUAUAACUUUAGCAGAUGUACCUGUGUAUAUAUCCAGCACACUGUGUUGUCCAAAUGGAAGUAUUUUCCAAGGGGUUAUAAAAUUAAGCAACUCUAAUAAAACUUAACUUUCAAAUAAUUAGUCACAAAACCACAAUCACUUGUAAACAUUUACAUAAGAUAUUCACACAUGUAAGACAUACACAAAACAACAACACGCACGUACGUAUGUAUAUAUACUCGAUACAUCAUCAUCAAUACUGUACAUUAUCAAUGUGUUGAUUAACACAAUUAAAGCACUUAAGUCAA
Molecule: messenger RNA, 6394 nt
Organism: Procambarus clarkii (red swamp crayfish)
Lineage: Eukaryota; Metazoa; Arthropoda; Malacostraca; Decapoda; Cambaridae
Biological process (GO): stabilization of membrane potential; potassium ion transmembrane transport
Cellular component (GO): plasma membrane
Molecular function (GO): potassium ion leak channel activity; outward rectifier potassium channel activity
Source: RefSeq, a predicted model, not a curated record